AGCAGCAAUUCCAGCGAGCGCAAGACAUUUAUGAAAACAAUGGGUAUCCACCAAUUGACAACAGGCCAUUAAAUAAUGGGAGAAGUUUAGGGUAUUCACAGAAGCCAGAACCUCUACAAGAUUACAGCAGAACUUCACCUAAAUAUUCCACACCACCUUUAGAAGUGUAUCCACCGUCGUCUGGAAAACAGCCGCAUCAAGAAAAAAUACAGCAUGUCAUUGCGGAACCUUUAGUUACAAAUUUUGGCCAGCAAGAAAUGCAACCACAAUAUAACACUCAACAUCAAUAUAAUCCAGAUUAUUCAAAUUAUCAAAAUCAAAAUUAUAAUUUGCAAAUGCAGGCACCUUUAUAUAAUCCCCAGAUGCCAACUCCAAUGUCUUAUGGUCACGAACUACCAUCCGAGCCCUCUUAUAAUUAUCAUCUUCCACCAUCAUAUAAUUUAAAUCAAACACAACCAUAUUCACAUUCUGCAUACACAUCAAACG
Messenger RNA from Racocetra persica, 486 nucleotides. The record is from the annotation of a GenBank genome assembly. NCBI's taxonomy places the organism in Eukaryota, Fungi, Glomeromycota, Glomeromycetes, Diversisporales, Gigasporaceae.